GCCAACACAACUUGUUUUCUCAAAUGCACAAAUCAUUAAACAUUCCAUCAGCAAAUAGUUCAGACGUCGUUGUACAAAGAAAGCGAAAGACGCAAUAUGAAACUCUAUGCUGUAUCUGAUGGCCCACCAUCUUUGGCUGUACGCAUGUGCUUGAAGGCCCUGGAAAUACCCUAUGAAUUGCACAAUGUAGACUAUAUUGCCUCGGAACAUUUGUCGGAGGAAUAUGCCAAGUUAAAUCCCCAAAAAGAAAUUCCCGUCUUGGAUGAUGAUGGUUUCCAUCUAUCGGAAAGUAUUGCCAUCAUGCAAUAUCUGUGUGAUAAAUAUGCUGGCGAUUCUCCACUUUAUCCCAAGGAACCCAAACAGCGAGCGUUAGUUAAUCAUCGUUUGUGUUUCAAUAUGGCUUUCUAUUAUUCCAGCAUUGGGGCGUACAGUAUGGCACCGAUAUUCUUUGAUUAUCAACGUACCGAAAUGGGCAAAAAGAAAGUCGAAAAUGCUCUACAAGUUUUCGAAACUUAUUUACAAAAGCUGGGUACAAAAUAUGCGGCUGGUGAUAAUUUAACAAUUGCCGAUUUCGCCUUGGUCUCAGCCACUCUAUGUUUGGAAGGCAUUGCUUAUGAUUUUUCCAAAUAUCAAUUGGUCAGCAAAUGGUAUCAAACAUUCAAACAAGAAUAUCCACAAUUGUGGGAAAUCGCCAAUGGUGGUAUGCAAGAGAUUACCGAAUUUGAACAUAAUCCACCAGAUUUGUCGCACAUGAAUCAUCCAUUCCAUCCAACAAGAAAAUCAAAGGCAUAAAA
Molecule: messenger RNA, 794 nt
Organism: Musca vetustissima
Lineage: Eukaryota; Metazoa; Arthropoda; Insecta; Diptera; Muscidae
Gene: gfzf
Product: glutathione S-transferase 1-1
Exons: 3
Coding region: 97-792 (231 amino acids)
Biological process (GO): glutathione metabolic process
Molecular function (GO): glutathione transferase activity
Source: RefSeq, a predicted model, not a curated record